CAAAUGUCAAUCAAACCAGCAACGCCACCUAACCACCAGUGAUUUGUUUAUGUGAGUGUGUUGAAUUAGUGCGAAUUAAAUGCGUCCCUCACAGUUGUAGCUGUUGGGAAGCCAUCAACUCCCUUGGAAAAUAAGAUCUGGAUGUUUUGCUGUUGGUCGGACUCGGAGGACUCCGGAAAAGGUCCGAUGGCUGCGAUUCGGAAGAAGUUGGUGAUUGUGGGCGACGGCGCCUGCGGCAAGACGUGCCUUUUGAUCGUCUUUAGCAAGGAUCAGUUUCCUGAGGUGUACGUGCCGACCGUGUUCGAGAACUAUGUCGCCGACAUCGAGGUGGACGGCAAGCAGGUGGAGCUGGCGCUGUGGGACACCGCUGGCCAGGAGGACUACGACCGGCUGCGGCCGCUGUCCUACCCCGACACCGACGUCAUCCUCAUGUGCUUCUCGGUGGACUCGCCCGACUCCCUGGAGAACAUCCCGGAGAAGUGGACGCCGGAAGUGAAGCACUUCUGCCCCAACGUGCCAAUCAUCCUCGUGGGUAACAAGAAAGACCUCCGCAACGACCCCAACACGAUCAACGAGCUAAAGAAGAUGAAGCAGGAGCCCGUCAAGCCACAAGACGGGCGCUCCAUGGCCGAGAAGAUCAACGCCUUUGCGUACUUGGAGUGUUCGGCCAAGAGCAAGGAGGGUGUGAGGGAGGUGUUCGAGAACGCCACGCGCGCGGCUUUGCAGGUUAAGAAGAAGAAGAAGCAUCGUUGCACCCUGCUUUGAGCGAGUUUGUUGCGUUUCCAGAGGGGCUUGCUUGAUGUAUCACUAAUAUAAUAAACCCCUUCAGUUUGUCUUUUGUUCUGUUUGAGUAUAUCGAAUUCCUUCCCUUGUGGACUUUGUAGUUAUCGCCAGUACAACACUUUGUCGUCGUGUAUAAAGUAACGGAUUAAGCUGGACGGGGAAGUGUCGAAGCACAAAAUAUUUAAAUGUGUCCACUUUCAUCAAAUGUAUCUUUAUUAUUAGUAUAUUGUAAUGUUAUUUUUGAUUUAUUUGUAAUACAUUAUUAUUUAAUCUAUCAAAAUAUUUUUCGUGGUGCAUAAGUAUAUCGUUAACUUUAUUGACUGUGGUAAAGUUAAUGGCUGUAAAAUAAUUAGUUUCUUUCCCAGAAAAAAACAAAACUAAUUUUUAUAGACAACUCUCUAGGUGAUGUGUGCGAGUUGCCUAUCUUUGUAAUAGCUUUAACUUUUCCAUAAUAACUAUUGUAUCUUACAAGUGAAUAAAAUUGUUUUCUUAUA
Molecule: messenger RNA, 1277 nt
Organism: Zophobas morio
Lineage: Eukaryota; Metazoa; Arthropoda; Insecta; Coleoptera; Tenebrionidae
Product: ras-like GTP-binding protein Rho1
Exons: 2
Coding region: 142-765 (207 amino acids)
Biological process (GO): small GTPase-mediated signal transduction
Cellular component (GO): cytosol
Molecular function (GO): GTPase activity; GTP binding; protein kinase binding
Source: RefSeq, a predicted model, not a curated record